UUCCAUGCUGUAGCACGUUUCAUGGCCUUGGUAUGCGUCAACGGGAGUGAUGUAGAAGGAGAAGACCAACCGCAACAAGAAAGCGCACGUUUUCCUCUAACAAAAAAAAAUGUCUCUAACAUUAGUUUGUCUAGUUAAAUGCAUCGUACAAUUUCAACUGACCCCUCACAUACAUACUCCUUCCCUCAAGUUUUCUCCCUCCGCCCCACAACCAUCGGCUUCUUGGCCAAUCCCCCCUAGUGGGUUCGCGUCAUGAUGUAGGAUGCAAGCAAGCAAGCGAGUUCGGCCGACGCAAUGACCCUGCUGGAAUUCACCGGCUGCUCGCUACUGGGCUUCGGACCGACACUGUCCAUGUUUGUGCUCACCGUGGCUGGACAGCCGAGCCGGGUGAUUGUGUUCGUGACGGGCUCCUUUUUCUGGCUGCUCUCGCUGCUGCUCGCCUCGCUCACCUGGCUCGCCCUUCUGCCCCUGCGCCAUUACACCACGCCAGGAGUCGCCAUCGCCGUCCUCUCACAGGAGGGCUUCCGGCUGCUCUUCUUCCGCGUGCUGCGCAAGGCCGAGCGCGUGCUGAACGCGGUCGCACUGACGGGCGCCGACGAGGUAGCGCGCAUGCGCUCCCGCCUGUCGUUCGCCUACGCGGCCGGCCUCGCCUUCGGAGCCAUGAGCGCGCUCUUCUCGCUGCUCGGGCAGCUUGCCGAUGCCCUGGGUCCCGGCACGGCUGGACUGCACGGAAGUACGCCGCGACGGUUGGACGCGGCGGCAAUCACCGCAGCUACCUUCAGUGUUCUGCACGUCUUCUGGGCCCUGGUCUCCUUCCACGCGCUCGACACGCGCCGAUGGUCGGUGCUCGCCUUCGCCCCGGCCGCCCACUUGGCCGCGUCGGCAGCCACGUUGCUCACGCCCGCCGGCGACUACGCCGUCUCCCUGGGUGCCCUCUGUGCAGUCCUGGUGGUGUCCGCGGCGAUGGCGUUCAACGCGGCGGGAGGCUGCGCGGGAAACCUUGCGGCGGUGUUCACGCGCGGCUCCAACGAAUGAGAUACGGCUGAGACGUGCACGAUAGUGCCUUUCUUUGUAGCUGAGCGCCUUGACCCUUAACUUCCGAGUGUUGUUUUUGUGACGUUCCGUUGGGGGCGAUCUGCCUUCAUUGUUUAGCCGGUUAAUAAAAACAGCAAAGAUCG
Molecule: messenger RNA, 1178 nt
Organism: Dermacentor andersoni
Lineage: Eukaryota; Metazoa; Arthropoda; Arachnida; Ixodida; Ixodidae
Product: gamma-secretase subunit Aph-1-like
Biological process (GO): protein processing; positive regulation of catalytic activity
Cellular component (GO): membrane
Source: RefSeq, a predicted model, not a curated record